AUGGACCCGGUGACCCCGGGCAGCAGUACCAGCUCCUUGCCACUGCUCCUGGCCCUGGCCCUGGGUCUAAUCAUCCUCCAUUGUGUGGUGGCAGAUGAAAAUUCAACUAGAAGUCCAGGAACAAAUGGUCCCUUUUGUGGAGAUCUUGGGGAAAACUGUGCAGCGACCACCACACAAUCCAGGCGGAAAGGCCACUUCUCUCGCUGUCCCAAGCAAUACAAGCAUUAUUGCAUCAAAGGGAGAUGUCGUUUCGUUGUGGCAGAGCAGACACCCUCCUGCAUCUGUGAUGGAGGUUACACAGGAGCAAGGUGUGAACGUGUGGACCUGUUUUAUCUAAGAGGAGACAGAGGGCAGAUUCUGGUGAUUUGUUUGAUCGCAGUUAUGGUUAUUUUCAUCAUUUUGGUCAUUGGUGUCUGCACAUGCUGCCAUCCUCUUCAGAAGCAUCAUAGGAAAAGGAAGAAGGAAAAAGAAAUGGAAACGCUGGGCAAACAUUUAACCCCUACAAAUGAAGACAUUCAAGAGACACAUAUUGCCUAAUGACUAUUAAGGUACCUCCAGACUGGCGGGGAGUUACAAAGUGUGAGUUACUCAUUUGAAAAUGGACAGAACAUGCCUCAGGAAAACAGCUAGUUGAAAUGAACUUUAAAUAUGUAUUUUACUUUUGUAUUUUUAUUUGUAAUAUUAGUUUGUGUUGUUUGUUAUUAUUUUUAAUAAUAAUUUUAUUAUAGUCUAGUAAAAAGUACAUGUGUAGGUAGCAGUAAUAAGAAGGGACAUUGCUACAGAUUUCCUCUGAAAUUGUAUCACCAGGAUUACAUAUAAAAUUUAAAAAGUGGGCAGGGAUUUAGAGCUUAAGGAUUGAAUCAAUAAUAAAGCUACCAUGUUCACAUACUUACUAUAUGUUUAACUUGAAAUAUAGUAUUUCCUUUAAUCUCUGUUUCCCACACAGGAAAGAAUCCAAAGAAUUUAGGCAUUCUAACCUGGAUUUGGUGAGUUAGGAAUUGGUAGGGCCAAGAUUUGCCCAAAUUAAAAAAUGGUGCUCAUUCUUAUUAGCUUCUGUUUGUGGAUCUUAGCUCAGUAAUAAAAUCUGAGGUUUUCUACAGAACUGUGUUUUGCUAUGAUUCUGAGAGGUGCAGGACAUUUUUCUGCAGAAACACAGAAGACAGAGACCCUGUCAGGUUUGCUGAUCAUAUCGUGUGUUGUAUGGAGUUGACUUUUAUUGUUUCUUUGUUCCCUCUUGAAGUCUCAAUGAUAUGAGUAAUAUCUUACAGUACUAGCACAAACAGAUUUUUACCCCAGUGCUUGGUUAAUGAACAAAGACAGAAAAGUAAAUGCUUGACAUUCUUCACACCCUGAGUAAGUAUUUAUGCUCAAUAAAAUAUAAAUAAUGGCCCGGGAACAGGCUGUGAAAGGCAGUGACAGCACUGUAGACCUCAGGCAAGCAGUGGUUAUGACCUUACCUUCAUUCAUUUGAUCUUAAAGCAACAGCAGCAGAUCUGGUUCUCUCAGGUUGAUUUUGGUACCGCAAACUCAGGAUCAUCCUAUCUGUUACUUGAACCAUUUUAUCAACUACUCCAUCAGCUAUACAGUGUGUUUAGUAAGGACUGCAUUAAACUGAAAAUCUACAUUUAGCCAACAUUUCACAGAAUAUGGAAUUUUUUAACCUGAAUUACGAGACUCACUUACAAAACGAAGUGACUGCACAUCGUGUCUGCCAGCCAAGAAGCUUCUUUUUCAAAAUAUCUGUAAAUUCUUCUUUACAAUGAAGAGUCCAUAGUCACAUUGAAAUAGGAAAUUCAGACAGAAAAUGAGAUUGUUGUAGCUUCUUCUAGCAUAUGUAAUAUCGAGUGAAACUGGGUUGGGAGGAAGUGUCUAAUAGUAAAAAUUUUGCUUACCUGUCAAUUAAGAGACAAGUUAAAAAUCUGACAGUUUUCCAAAUAAAAUUUUUCAGACUUGAUGUUCAUUUAUUAAGGAUCUCUGUAUAACAAGACUAUAAAUAAAUUAUUCA
Dipodomys ordii (Ord's kangaroo rat) is the source of this 2005-nucleotide messenger RNA. RefSeq names its product betacellulin (gene Btc). The record is from RefSeq and is a predicted model, not a curated record. The transcript is spliced from 6 exons. NCBI's taxonomy places the organism in Eukaryota, Metazoa, Chordata, Mammalia, Rodentia, Heteromyidae. Gene Ontology annotation, biological process: positive regulation of mitotic nuclear division; positive regulation of cell population proliferation; epidermal growth factor receptor signaling pathway. Bases 1 to 537 code for a protein of 178 amino acids.